Molecule: messenger RNA, 471 nt
Organism: Cajanus cajan (pigeon pea)
Lineage: Eukaryota; Viridiplantae; Streptophyta; Magnoliopsida; Fabales; Fabaceae
Source: RefSeq, a predicted model, not a curated record
AUGACCCCCGAAGAGGUUCAACAGUAUCUCAAUAAUGAGAACGAGAACUUGAUUAAUGCAAUACGGGCAAAUAUGACUCUCGGAAGGCUUCAUGAAUGUGCCAAGUACCAAGAACGACUCCGAAAAAAUUUCAUGUAUUUAGCUGCAAUUGCUGAUUGGCAAGUACAAAAGCAUAUGAACCCAACCCCUAGGAUGCAACAACAUGGAAUUUCUCCCCAAAACAUGUCAUUGCAAUUUGGUAAUCCACAACAGCAGACUAUCCAAGGACAAACAACACCAAGAACUCCAUGGAUAGGUAAUGACUUGUAUCCAAUGCAUAGUGAGGUUGUUCUUGGAGGUCACACCAAUAGUACUGGCUCAUCUUCAAAUGUGGGUCUAAAUGAUGCAUCUGAUGGAAGCAUGCAAGGUUCUUCUGAGGGCACUAGAGAUGUUCAUGGCAGCUCAACUCGUCUGCCUGAUCUUAACAAAUAG